This is a messenger RNA of Anopheles merus, 1393 nucleotides long. Its product is annotated as peroxisomal membrane protein 11C-like. NCBI's taxonomy places the organism in Eukaryota, Metazoa, Arthropoda, Insecta, Diptera, Culicidae. The coding region runs from base 318 to 1031 and encodes 237 amino acids. Gene Ontology annotation, biological process: peroxisome fission. The record is from RefSeq and is a predicted model, not a curated record. Gene Ontology annotation, cellular component: peroxisomal membrane. The transcript is spliced from 4 exons.
AGCGGCCACCGAUCCAAAACAUUCCAUCGGACCUGCAGCGAGAAGCACACACACUCUCGCUCUCCCUCCGAUCCCGACCAGCAGCUGCUCAGUGUAAUUUUGCGUAUUUUUAAGCGCCUGUGUGUAUCUCUUUUCGUGUCCAUUUUUGCGGGAUCAAUUGAUAAGAUUAGAGCGGGAGCUGCUGCUGAAAGUGAUAAGUGGUGUAUCGGGUUCGGGGCGACCGGUUGCCUCACGACUCGGCGUCAGUGAGCAAAGAUCAGUUUAGGCAACGAGUUGCAUGAUCCUUAGUUUAUCGUUCGGACUACGUACGGCACAAGAUGAGCAAAAUGUUGAACGAAAUCUGUGAUAUGCUGGACGGAUAUACCGGCCGAGAUAAGAUUAUUCGCACACUAUGCUACACCACAAAGCUAGCUUCGGGGCUGUAUGCACAGUCCGACCCGGGGCGUGCCAAAAAACUGGCCAUAUUUAGCUCGAAAAUGUCCCAAACACGUGCAACGCUGCGCUUGUUCGACGAUUUGCCCAUGCUGGCGUACAGUCUGAGCUACGGCUGUGGCAGCAAGGAGCCGGACCGCUGGAUGGGUCUGAUCGGGUUCGUCACGAAUCUGAUCGAUCACGCGUACUACCCGGUGGACAAGAUCUGUUGGCUGAUCGAGCACAAUUUGCUGAACGUGGAGAACCCAACCCGGUGGGACACGAUCAACUCGAUGCUAUGGGUCGCAUCGAUUUACCUCAAUCUGAUGAAAACCAUCCGGAGCUUCACUGUGAUGGAACAGCAUAAAUCAUGCAUCGAUAAAAAGGAAAAUGAAAGCAGCCAAGCGUUCCGCAUGUUGCUGAUAAAACAGCGCAUGGAGGCGAUAUCGAUAUUGCGGCUGUCGCUGGAUCUGGUUCAUGCCGGCAGUACCCUGCCCAAGGGUAUGCUUUGGGGGGGCCGUUUCCAAACAUGGCACGUAGGACUGAUUGGUAGCAUUUCCUCGCUGCUGGGACUCUACCAGUAUGUGGCGAAGAAGCGAAUCGUUAAGCAGAGCUCCUAGGCGACUACCUUCGCAUACGAACACAACACCUCCAUCCAGACGGCGAUCGAUUGCGUGCCCACCCGAGAAGAGUGUAGCGAACAUUCAUUUACAUCUAGAAGAACUGCUUUCAUUUGGCUUUCCCGAAGGGACCUCUUAAUGGAUAAGAUAUAUAGGUCAGGAAAAACGCACAUCUACUUUUGCCUUAAUAUGGAGUUUAAAGCUAAAUGUAGAACCAUUACCUUUUAGUUAAUAAUUAUUUAGAUUAUACGGGUUCUGCAAUUGUUCGCUGUAAGAAAAAUAUGCUAAUGUCUUUUGUAAGAAAAAAUGCAACGAAACAAAACUCUAGUCAGUUAUUUGACUUGUAAAUAAAUCUUUUAUUU